AUGCAGGAGCUUAGGAGGGUCAGGUCUGGGAUCUUGGGUGAGAAUGAUAACAUGGUUACAAUGCACGAUGUCAUGGAUGCUCGAUGGACGUACGAAAACCUCAACGACGAGACUUAUCUCAGGAGGGUGAUUAUGCUUCUUGAGGUGAUAUUGACGAGCUACAAGAGGCUCGUUGUGAAGGAUUCGGCUGUGAAUGCAAUCUGUUAUGGUGCUAAGUUGAUGAUUCCGGGGCUGUUGAGAUUCGAGAAUGACAUUGAUGUUGGCACUGAGGUCGUUCUCAUGACGACUAAAGGAGAGGCGAUUGCUGUUGGGAUCGCUGAGAUGACCACGUCUGUGAUGGCUACUUGUGAUCACGGUAUGGUGGCUAAGAUCAAGAGGGUGAUGAUGGACAGAGACACUUACCCGAGGAAAUGGGGACUGGGGCCUAGAGCUUCGAUGAAGAAGAAGCUUAUCGCUGAUGGGAAAUUGGAUAAGCACGGGAAGCCGAACGAGAAAACUCCUGUGGAGUGGUGUAGGAACGUGGUUUUGCCUACCGGUGGAGAUGCUAUGAUUGCUGGUGCUGCUGCUGCUCCUGAGAAGGUUGAGGCUGCUAAUGGAGGAGUAGGGGAAGAGCGCAAGCGUAAGCAUGAUGGUAAUGGUGGAAGCCCUGCUCCUGUUUCAACCAAGAAAGCUAAAACCAAAGAAGGUGAAGGAGAUGAGGUUGAAGAGAAGGUGAAGUCGAAGAAGAAGAAGAAGAAGAAGGAUAAGGCAGAGGAGAAAGAAGAAGAUGUUGGGUCUGGGAAGAAAGAGAAGAAGAAUAAGAAGGGGAAGAAGGAAGAGGAUACAGAAGAGUUGUCAUCACCAAAGUCAGAGAAGAAGAAGAAAAAGAAGAGCAAAGAGGUAGAGGAAGCUGCUGUUGAUGAUGAAGACGAAUCAGCAGCUGAGAAGAGUGAGAAGAAGAAGAAGAAAAAGAAGAGCAAAGAGACAGAGGAAGCCACUGUUGAUGAUGAAGAUGAAUCAGCAGCUGAGAAGAGUGACAAGAAGAAUAAAAAGAAAGAGAAGAAGAAGAAGAACAAAGACAGUGAGGAUGAUGAAGAAUGA
Thlaspi arvense is the source of this 1080-nucleotide messenger RNA. The record is from the annotation of a GenBank genome assembly. Lineage: Eukaryota; Viridiplantae; Streptophyta; Magnoliopsida; Brassicales; Brassicaceae.